GUAUAUACAUAAUAUUCUGGACUGAGGCGGCAUCCAGGACCGCAGGUGGGCCGCCUGGGACAGGAAGGCAUAGCAUGGAGAAUGAUAAACUUCCGUCAGCGGAUGGGCUGGAUUGGAGUGGGACUGUAUCUGUUAGCAAGUGCAGCAGUGUUUUACUAUGCUUUUGAAAUCAACGACACUCACAACAGGCUGGCCUUGGAGCACAUUCAACCGCACCCCAAAGAGCCUCUUGAAGGAAUCACAUGGACACUCUCCUUGAAAGCUCGGUUACUCUCCUUACCUUUUUGGUUGUGGACAAUUAUUUUUCUGAUUCCUUACUUACAGAUGUUUUUGUUUCUUUAUUCUUGUACAAGAGCUGAUCCCAAAACAACGGGCUACUACAUCAUCCCCAUAUGCUUGGCAGUUAUUUGCAAUCGCCACCAGGCAUUUGUCAAGGCUUCUAAUCAGAUCAGCAGACUACAACUGAUUGACACAUAAAAUCAGGCACCGCUUUUUUCUUACAAUUACAAAACUGCCAGUACCAUGUGGAGUCUGGUCACAAGAUUACAG
Tupaia belangeri chinensis (Chinese tree shrew) is the source of this 549-nucleotide messenger RNA. Its product is annotated as transmembrane protein 251. Lineage: Eukaryota; Metazoa; Chordata; Mammalia; Scandentia; Tupaiidae. The record is from RefSeq and is a predicted model, not a curated record. The coding region runs from base 82 to 477 and encodes 131 amino acids. The transcript has a single exon.